Messenger RNA from Gadus macrocephalus (Pacific cod), 682 nucleotides. Its product is annotated as Na(+)/H(+) exchange regulatory cofactor NHE-RF1-like. NCBI's taxonomy places the organism in Eukaryota, Metazoa, Chordata, Actinopteri, Gadiformes, Gadidae. The transcript has 3 exons. Gene Ontology annotation, molecular function: protein-membrane adaptor activity; protein binding. Gene Ontology annotation, biological process: protein localization to plasma membrane. The record is from RefSeq and is a predicted model, not a curated record. Bases 1 to 282 code for a protein of 93 amino acids. Gene Ontology annotation, cellular component: apical plasma membrane.
AUGGAAAGAUUGGACCUAUCCCCCCUGCUGUUCUAUGAUGAGGACAUAAAAGAGGCCCAGAACGGACCUGACGACAGGGGCAACCUCCUCUACCCCACGGGCCCCAGGCUGUGUGUUCUGGACAGAGAGGCCGUCGGAUUCGGGUUCAACCUGUGUUGUGCCCCGGAUAAGCCGGGGACUUUUAUUGGCCAGGUGGCAUCGGGGGGCUCUGGCCAGAGGGCUGGUCUGCUGCGGGGUGACGCCAUUGUGGAGGUGGAUGGGCAGAAUGUGGAGGACAGGUGAGGGCAUUGGUCAAAGCUUGCUUGACACUGCUCAAACUCGUGGUGAGGGAGAGGACAGAAGGUGACCACCUCGGGAGGAACAGACCCCCAGUGUAACAGGUUGGGCAUACGACACACAUACACACACACCCACACAUAAACACAAAUGUUAUGCUUUGGCCGAGGGAUUCACCUUUUGGACCCGAAAGCACUGCAGAUUCCUGACACUGCAGUAAUGUUUGUGUUACAGUUGUCCUUGCUUCUUCUGUUUACGUCCGGCCUCUAAAAGUCAGAUGAAACCCCUUUUUCAUGCAUGCUGCUACACAUCUAUUGUGGGAAGAUGUAUUUUCUGUAUUUAUUAUUUGGUCUGAAAUUGAAAAAGUGAAAAACUGCUUUUUUUUUUUUUUUUGCAUGAUUAUUAA